AUGGAUUUCAAGAAGAGGAAACUCGGCCAUCUUGGCCUGGAGCGGCGAGUUCGGCCACGUGCUGACCCGGAACCUGAGGAAGUGGAGGACAUAGAGUCCGUGGACGAUGUGACCGAUAAUUCUGAAGAUAACUCGGAUGAUGAAGAACCUGAUAGCGGCUCUGAAGGUUCUGAAGAAGACGAAGCAGAGCAAGAGUCCGAGUCUGACGAGGAUGAGCCCCCCGCGAUAGACACCUCGUCUAUAUCCUUCGGCGCACUAGCCCGCGCCCAAGCGUCCAUAUCACGGCCGGACCGCCGCAGCAAGUCCACCAAGGACACAGAAGAUGGCGGCAGCAGCGGAGACCGCCAAGGCCGCCGCGACCAGGACGACGACGACGGCGACAAGAAAAAGAAGGCCAAGAAGGCCGCCGCCGCCGCCCUGGCCCGCGCCAACAAGCACGCGCCCGCCGAGAUGCCCAGCACGCGCCAGGUCUCGCGCCGGCGCGAGGUCGUCAGCACGGGCGAGCUCGGCGCGCGCAGGCAGGCGCGCGACCCGCGCUUCGACCCGGCGGUGGCGCACCCGGGCGGCCGGGCCGACGAGCGGGCCUACGCCUUCCUGGACGAGUACCGCGAGUCCGAGAUGGCGCAGCUGCGGCAGGCCGCCAGGAAGGCCAAGAACCCCUACGAGAAGGAGCAGCUGCAGCGGGCGCUCAAGUCGAUGGAGGGCAAGCGGGACGCGCGCAAGAGGGUCGAGCGCGAGCGCGCCGUCGUCGAGGAGCACCGCCGGCGGGAGAAGGAGCUCGUCAAGCAGGGCAAGAAGCCCUUCUACCUCAAGAAGUCGGAGCAGAAGAAGAGGCUCCUCCUGGACCGUUUCGCCGACAUGAGCGACAAGCAGGUCGACAAGACCAUCGCCAAGAGGAGGAAGAAGCAGGCCGCCAAGGAGAGGAUGGACAUGCCGGUGGCGAGGCGGGGGAUGGAGUGA
Thyridium curvatum is the source of this 960-nucleotide messenger RNA. RefSeq lists its product as uncharacterized. Gene Ontology annotation, cellular component: 90S preribosome; nucleolus. Bases 1 to 960 code for a protein of 319 amino acids. Lineage: Eukaryota; Fungi; Ascomycota; Sordariomycetes; Thyridiales; Thyridiaceae. Gene Ontology annotation, biological process: maturation of SSU-rRNA from tricistronic rRNA transcript (SSU-rRNA, 5.8S rRNA, LSU-rRNA). The transcript has 2 exons. The record is from RefSeq and is a predicted model, not a curated record.